GUUUCUUCUCUGACGAAGUCUUAGCACUAGCAGAGCAACAGCACAGCAACGUGAGUGUCGUGUCCGAUCAUUUUGAUUUUGACCUCCCAAUGAUGAUUGUGACUCGUUAGAUCGAAUUUCAAGUUUACUUUUGGCCGAGUGAUUUUUUGUGACUUUUGUGCUUAUGCGUGUUUCGGCUAGUUUGUGAUGGUGAAGUAUUGCUUAUAAUAUGACUUCAUUGAUACCCUUGUCAUCCCCAGUAAAGCGAUUGCUCGGUUGGAAACGAGGUGAAGGUGAAGAAAAGUGGAGUGAAAAGGCAGUCAAAAGCCUUGUUAAGAAGCUUAAAAAAAGUGGUGGCUUAGAUGAACUGGAAAAAGCUGUAACUUCUCAAAGUUCCAGUACAAAGUGUAUUACAAUUCCAAGAUCUUUAGACGGCCGUCUUCAAGUAUCCCAACGUAAAGGACUGCCUCAUGUAAUUUACUGUCGCCUGUGGAGGUGGCCAGAUCUUCAGACACACCACGAAUUGCAUGCGCUUGAAAAUUGCGAGUACGCCUUUCAGCUCAAACGAGACGAAGUUUGUGUUAAUCCUUACCACUACCAAAGGGUGGAAACACCAGUUUUACCGCCUAUCUUGGUACCACGCCAAGCGGAAACUGGAGUGAGCAGUGUCAACCUUUCAUCGCCAGGAACCAAUAACAAUCAUCAAAUUGUGACAAGCACGGUCGCCACAAUUCAAGACCUGCUCUCGUUGGAUGAUCUUCCGUUAUCGAUAGCCGACGGUCCAGACUUUAUCAUGUCGACCGCCGGGGUGAAUUCACCUAGUCCUGCUUCUAUUGGUGGAAGCGAUGGUGGUGGCGGCACUUUUCCAUUAACAGAAACACCUCCCCCAGGUUACAUGUCAGAAGAUGGCGACACGCAAGAACCCGCUGAUUUAAUGAAUGUCAGCCGAGUGUCACCCAGCCCCCCCAUCGACGCCCAACCGGUUAUGUACUGCGAACCGGCUUUUUGGUGUUCGAUUAGCUAUUAUGAAUUGAACACACGCGUGGGAGAAACUUUUCAUGCAUCUCAGCCAUCCAUUACCGUUGACGGUUUUACUGAUCCCAGCAACUCGGAGCGGUUUUGCCUGGGGCUGUUAUCAAACGUGAAUCGUAAUCCUGUUGUGGAGCAGACUCGCCGUCAUAUUGGGAAAGGAGUUCGUCUCUAUUACAUUGGUGGCGAGGUCUUUGCUGAAUGUUUGAGCGAUUCGUCAAUAUUUGUACAGUCACCAAACUGCAAUCAGCGCUACGGUUGGCAUCCAGCAACCGUUUGUAAAAUCCCACCAGGUUGCAAUUUAAAAAUAUUUAACAACCAAGAAUUCGCCGCUCUUCUAUCCCAGUCAGUGAGCCAAGGCUUUGAGGCUGUUUACCAGUUGACGAGAAUGUGCACUAUACGGAUGAGCUUCGUCAAAGGAUGGGGUGCCGAGUACAGACGACAGACAGUAACAUCUACCCCUUGUUGGAUCGAGCUACAUUUAAAUGGUCCACUGCAAUGGCUAGAUCGAGUUCUGACUCAGAUGGGAUCGCCUCGCCUUCCGUGUAGCUCCAUGUCAUGAUAAUGGAACAACCAUUGAAGUGAUUAACACACCUUCCGGAUCAGCAGUAUCUUCCUCAUCGAAGAUGCUUCAUUGCCGAAUGAAUUAGGUCACUCAAUUGUUUUCUAUUGACAUUUAUCCAUACUAGCGUUUGGGAAACGCAGAUGAAAUAAUAGUUUCGCAAACCUGCUUGCGCCGAUUAAUUCUUAUUUUCAAUUACCCCUUUACCCCAAUUAUGCUCACUUGCAAUAUUGGUGAGUCGUUCUCCUUUUUGCUAUUUCUUUCACUCCCUUUUUCUUGCCGUUUGUUCCCUAUCCCUUACUUUUUCCUGAUACGCUCAUUAUCCAUUCAUUAUUCCACUCGGAUGUGCAAUAGUCGAUUCAGUCAGACGAAGCAACAUAGCCCGCUCCUUUGCUGCCGUACGAUUCCCAGCUUAAAGCAUUUAAUAUUUCCCAUAGCCCAAACUACCUCGCUAGCUGCGUUUCGCGUUGCUCGACGUAGUCCACUACCAAAAAAAAAAUAACCGAGAGCCACUCAGGUCGAUCAAUCAGUCGCCUUUCCGAUCACACACACCUACAAACCAUGUCAUAUUCCGUGACAACCGAUUGUACUCUACCCCACCUCAAUAUUACUCCGCGAGCGUUCACCAAAUGCUGUAUCUACUUUCGUCCACAUUUUCUUUUGCCCAUCGACCGACAGGCAGACAGCAAAUCAUGAUUCAUUGUUUUACUGUUCAAAGGUUUUCAUUCUGAGCUGUGCUGUUUUCAAUUGAGAGAAAAAUCUUUCUUUUCGUGUUAAUUCUUUAUCCUCGUCUCACUUCUUAGGUUCUCCCUUGUGUUACGAAUUUCGAGAGAAAUUGUAAACUGUUUAAUGCGAGAUCAAUUUAGAUAUUAACAGCAGUGCAUUCGACGCGUUCAUAUUAUAGAAUACCCAAUUUUUCUGUUGCUAGCGUUUUCUUUUCUAGGACUGUUACUCUCUAUCAAGGCAAAAAUACCUUUAAACUUAAAAAAGAUGCAAAAAUUCUGUUGUCUCAAAACUGAUGUGUAUACAUUAAUGGGAAUACCAAUAAAGGUAAACAAAAGUUA
This is a messenger RNA of Daphnia pulicaria, 2634 nucleotides long. It is a transcript of the gene Smox, whose product is annotated as mothers against decapentaplegic homolog 3-like. The transcript is spliced from 6 exons. Gene Ontology annotation, cellular component: heteromeric SMAD protein complex. Gene Ontology annotation, biological process: anatomical structure morphogenesis; BMP signaling pathway; regulation of transcription by RNA polymerase II. Lineage: Eukaryota; Metazoa; Arthropoda; Branchiopoda; Diplostraca; Daphniidae. The record is from RefSeq and is a predicted model, not a curated record. The coding region runs from base 209 to 1570 and encodes 453 amino acids. Gene Ontology annotation, molecular function: DNA-binding transcription factor activity, RNA polymerase II-specific; RNA polymerase II cis-regulatory region sequence-specific DNA binding; I-SMAD binding.